AUGGACGACUCAUAUUUAGACGUCGGAGUCGAUUAUGUCGACGAGUGUAAAAUAACGCAAAAGCAUUAUCAUUCGUUCACUCCAUACUCAAACAUGUCAAUAUCAAAUAACGAUGAAAUUAGAAUAAAUGUUUUAAAUAUGGACUCGUACACUUUACCGUGUGAAAGCUAUAUUUACAUUGAGGGGAAAGUAAAUAAACCUGCUGAUGCUGUUGGAGAAGUACGUUUUUCAAAUGAUGGAUUGGCGUUUUUAUUCUCCGAAAUGCGUUAUGAAAUAAAUGGAAUAGAAAUACAGAAAUUAAAAACACCUGGAGUUUCAUCUUGCUCGUAUACUCCAAACGAUUCGAAUAUGUUAGAGAACGCUGCUUGGGACUCAGCGAUGGAUGGUGAAGAUAAUAAAAACUUUAUGAGCAAUAAUGUAUUUACCGGGUGUAUCCCUCUAAAACAUUUAUUCGGUUUUUGUGGAGACUAUUAA
Molecule: messenger RNA, 474 nt
Organism: Acyrthosiphon pisum (pea aphid)
Lineage: Eukaryota; Metazoa; Arthropoda; Insecta; Hemiptera; Aphididae
Exons: 1
Coding region: 1-474 (157 amino acids)
Source: RefSeq, a predicted model, not a curated record